This is a messenger RNA of Cottoperca gobio, 3273 nucleotides long. RefSeq names its product plasminogen activator, tissue (gene plat). NCBI's taxonomy places the organism in Eukaryota, Metazoa, Chordata, Actinopteri, Perciformes, Bovichtidae. Gene Ontology annotation, biological process: smooth muscle cell migration; plasminogen activation. The coding region runs from base 255 to 2075 and encodes 606 amino acids. The transcript is spliced from 15 exons. Gene Ontology annotation, molecular function: serine-type endopeptidase activity. The record is from RefSeq and is a predicted model, not a curated record.
UGGGGCCCGCGUUGGCAGUAUAUUAACAGGAAACAUAUGUUUUUAGCUGACAGGGCUGGAGAGAGGGGUGACUGAACAGAGCUGAACAGCUGAACAAAGGAAACAAAGGGGGAACUAGUGUGUUGUUGUCGCCCUGCCAGUGAGGCUCCGUUGGGGGUAAAAGCGCAGGACAGUAGGGUUUUUAUUUCUGUGAGGCAAGGAUAGCUUUCAAAGGACCUCUCCUCUUAAUCAAAUUGAAGACUACUUGAAAAGCCAUGUCCAGAACACUUGGACUAUCAGUGCUCCUGUCUGCGCUCUGCUGCUGCCUAGCGGACAAUGUGCAGCUGCUACGCACUAAGAGAGGGACUCGGUUUUACAGAGGUGAGCCUGUCAGGCAGCCAUUCAGACGGACGCUUUUGAUUAUUCAUGUCGAGAAGUCUUCACCUUCCUUUGACACCUCCUUACAUUGUGUGGAUGAGGAGAUGUCAGCAGUGCGUAGUUAUGGGGACACUUGGCUGCGAUGGAGGGGACAGCGUGUGGAGUACUGCCGUUGUGCAUUAAGAGGACGAGAGCGUUGUCAUAUUGUGCCCAUCAUCAACUGCUACGUGUCUCAGUGCUACAACGGAGGAACCUGUAAGGAGGCCGUGUACACUUCAGACUACAUUUGCCAGUGUCCCCCAGGCUUCAGUGGGACUCAGUGUGAGAUCAACACUAAAGAGAAGUGUGCGUUGGGGCAGGGUGAAGGGUACCGCGGCACAUGGAGCAUCAGCCAUUCAGGAGCAGAGUGCAUCAACUGGAACGCUACGUCUCUGAGAGGAAAGAAGUUCACAGCUAAAAAAAUGGACGCCAGCAUCCUUGGACUGGGCAACCACAACUUCUGCAGAAACCCCGACAAUGACAGCACUCCUUGGUGUUACAUCUAUAAAGGCACUCAGAUUACGUGGGACUUCUGUUCCAUGCCCAAAUGUCAAGAAGCUGAGUACCAAGAAUGUGUGCAGGGCUCCGGUCAGUCAUACAGAGGCACAGCGUCUGUCACUAAGAGCGGCUCUCGCUGUCUCCCGUGGGACUCUCCUUCUGUCAAGCGCAAGCACUACAAUGCUUGGAUAUCUGAUGCAUUGGAGCAGGGGCUGGGCAGCCACAGCUUCUGCAGGAAUCCGGACGGUGAUGCAGGUCCUUGGUGUCACACCUACAAGAACAUGCAACUGAUCUGGGAGCUGUGUGACAUACCUAAAUGCAUGGGAUCUGUCAUCAGCACUCUCGGCCCACGUGCCCCCAUCACUAACAACAAUAACAGAGCAACAUGUGGGCAGCGUUUAGACAACACCCUGAAUCGUCCGGCGUUCCGCAUGUUUGGAGGCAGAGAGAGCGACAUCACGGAGCAGCCGUGGCAGGCGGCCAUUAAUGUUUACCAGGCGCGUCACAGAAAACACUUUCACCGAUGUGGAGGAGUCCUCAUUGACUCCUGUUGGGUUCUGUCUGCUGCACACUGCUUCGAGGACAAUGAUAAAGCAGAAAAACUGGAAGUGAUUUUGGGAAGAACGUUUCGGAAACAAAAUUCCAGCAGCGAGCAGAUUUUCAAGGUCGAGAAGUACUGGAAUCAUGAGAAAUUUGACAACGAAACGUUUGACAAUGACAUCGCUCUCUUAAAGCUAAAGACGGACAUUGGCAUCUGUGCUAUAAACUCUCCAGAGGUUCUUCCUGCAUGUCUGCCUGAACGUGGUCUGGUGCUCCCCGACUGGACUGAGUGUGAGAUCUCGGGCUAUGGAAAAGACUCAGAAUUUUCUGCAGAGUUCUCCGAGCGUGUUAAGAGAGGUUAUGUUCGGCUGUGGCCCAAAGAGCGCUGCGUCCCAGAUGUGCUGUCUCAACGCACAAUUACCUCCAACAUGCUGUGUGCAGGUGACACCCGAGGCCUGGACGAUGCCUGCAAGGGAGACUCUGGUGGCCCUCUUGUCUGUCGAAACAAUGACAAGAUGACUCUGAUGGGUGUGAUCAGCUGGGGCGAUGGGUGUGGGCAGAAGGAUAAGCCCGGGGUCUACACCCGCGUCACCCAUUACAUCGACUGGAUCAACAGCAUAAUUAAGGCACACCCGGUCUAAAGUAAGAGAGACUGCAAAGAAGAUGUUGGAUUACCAUACCCAUAAACACAGUGGGUGAAACAGCAAACACAGAUAUGUUUGUCAUUGAGAAGAUAGACGGAGAGAUCCACAGGAGUCUGAUUCUGUUGUUUAUCUGUUGAUAAAAUCCAAACUGAUGGAGGUUUUAAACCAGCAGGACCCCUCCUACAGAACGCACAAGAAAGACCUCAAUCAUGAGUUUUCAUGCUCCAUGUAGCUCUGUGUUCUCACGUUUUCUGUUCCUUACUGUGUUGAAUGUGACAGUACAAAUGGACAGAAACACAGGACAAACUCUUUUUCCUCUUCUGGGCCAUCUUGAUGUAAAUAAUACUUGUUGUCUCUUCACGCAAGCAAAGUUUUAAUGGGUUUUCUGAAUAUUGCGUCCAACAAAAUGGAGGUUCAGGCACUGAACCUAACAGAAAGAAAAAAGAAAUAUCAGUUUUCUCUUUUGCUCUUUCUGGCUGGCUUUAUGCUGGUUUAUACAAAGAAAUCAGAGUGGCAGACUUCAGGUCAGUAUUGCUUUUAAUCCAAACAAACACUCCAUUUAAUACAAGCAUUUACGUUGCACAGCACAGUAUGUCACAUAGGAGUGUUGGCAUUAAAGAGAAGAAGAUUGUGUUACAGACUUGAGGUUAUGUUGGCGUAAUUAGUUUUAAUGCUAAAUGUUCUGCAUUAGCUUACUUUGUUGCUUUAGGGGUUCCAACACAAAACACAAAACGUAUCUGCGGGUUCAGAUUCUGCUUGUGUUUGAACUUCCUGCUGCCUUGUAGAUGGAUUAGAUCUGGACAGGUGCUCAGAUACAACAAAGCUGUGCCAUGUUUCUUGUUCUUACGAUGUUUUUUAAUAUUAGAUUUCCAGAGCACUUCUCCACCAGACACCUGGGUUGAGCCCAACAUGUAUAUUGUCUGAAUAUUGAUUUUAUAUUUAAAAUGACUUGGGGCUGUUAUUCUCUGUUCUACAUUAAACUGCUUAUUGACUGCAAAACGUAUCUCCUUAACAAACUCCCUUUGUUCUGUGACUGGGUUUUAAAUGUUUUUUUUACAAAGUUAAUAUUUAUGUGUAUUUUAUAUUAUAUUAGAGAAAGUACUGUGUGACUGUACUUUGAUAAUUUAUUGUCUCUGUCAUUAUAACCACAUCUGGCAACAUAACUUCUUUGUCAAUAAAUAAGAUUUGGAAUAAA